AUGUGUUUCAUCAUCAAUAUUAUUUUCAUCAUACUGACAAUAUACUUUUCGAGUUUAUCUUUAGCAGAAGAUCAAUUUUUUCAUUUAGGCAAUUUGAUUUCAGAGUUUUUUUUUCUGAAUAUUUAUCAUUUCAGAACCACCAUAUAAAUAUUAUGAUUAUAUGUGUCCUGGAAGACCAUUUUCAAUCGGAGGAUUUCCAUGGGUUUUCACGUAAGUCAGAUUACAAAAGUUUCAAGAACUGCAUUAAAUUUUCAGAGAAGAUUCAUCUUGUGAAUAUCAUAAAAACAAUUUGGGACAUUUGGGAGUUGAUGUUUUUGGUGUUGGAAAACAACAUUUUCAUUCGGCAAAUAAUAAGACAAUUUGUUGUAUUCCACGUAUGUCUUUUUCUUCGCACACUUUUUGAAAAUUGUUUUUUAUAAUAUACCUAUGUCUUAUAGAUGUAACUGGUUCAAAUGCUCCCUGGGUCGAAGGAAGUUCUAACUACGAAAUAUAUCAUCGCCCUAGAGAAAGACAAAUUUCAAAAAAAUCAACUUCGACAACAAAAAAUGAUAUUGAUUCGGAUUAUGAGGAAAAUGAGAAAUCUGAAGAAUCCUCAACAAAUAUGGAUUUUAUGUAUUUUUUCGUUGGCGCAGCUGCUGCUCAACUGAUUUUCAUGACUUGUGCUAUUGUAUUUUUCCUUCGAUCAAAAAAUCGAAUUAUGAUUGGAAUUCCGAAAGAUCAUGAAUCUAUUUUGACUACUAUGAAGAGAAAAAAUAUGAAUAAUACGAGUACAACAAUUGGAGUAUCUGAUGUUAAUAUUGAUUCAGAUUUGCAGAGUAUUUAG
This is a messenger RNA of Caenorhabditis angaria, 823 nucleotides long. The record is from the annotation of a GenBank genome assembly. NCBI's taxonomy places the organism in Eukaryota, Metazoa, Nematoda, Chromadorea, Rhabditida, Rhabditidae.